UCUGCUGAGAGGAGGGCUGGCUCUGCCUGACUCUCACUGUGCUGGAGACUAGAGCCAGUUGAGGUGGAACCUAGGCCAAGUCCCCAGACCUAUACCUUCCAAGUUCUUCAUCCUUGGGCAAUUCUCUGGCCCUUGCUGCCCCACCAUGUCUGCCUACACUCUCCUGCUCCUUGCCUCAGCACUCCUGGUCACCCCAGGUCUGGCCUUUUCUGGUGUCGACCCUGAGCCUGAUGACUCGUUGCUGACGCUUCCAUGUGGUGGAAAGUCAUCUUGCACAUCCCAGAGUCCGGUGGAUCUGCCAAGUAACAUGAACGUUGCAGAAAGCAUCAGCUUCACCUGUAGGCCCUGCAGAAUGAUAAUAGAUAAGCUGAGGAACGUGGUGGGAGAGGAGCCAAAUGAGGACACUAUCUUCCAGGCCAAGACCCGGGUGUGCAACAAAUUGCCUGUGCUGAAAGGCCUCUGUAGGAUGAUCAUGGGCCCAUUUUUUCACCGCAUCGCCCGUGACAUCAUCGCUGGCAAAAGUUCCCGGGAUGUCUGUGUAGACAUCAAGAUGUGCAAGCCAGAAGCAGGUCUCAACUGAGCCUCUCCUCCACCCUGAGGAAGAACUGCAGAAGCUCCAGCCACUGCAGCCAGCUCCUCCACCCGCAGUUCCACUUCUCUCAGCUCAAGCUCUCCACCUCACUCCCUCUCAGAAGAAUAAAAUGUCAGUGUUUUGCAAUG
Molecule: messenger RNA, 720 nt
Organism: Erinaceus europaeus (western European hedgehog)
Lineage: Eukaryota; Metazoa; Chordata; Mammalia; Eulipotyphla; Erinaceidae
Product: antimicrobial peptide NK-lysin-like
Exons: 5
Coding region: 146-580 (144 amino acids)
Biological process (GO): killing of cells of another organism; antimicrobial humoral immune response mediated by antimicrobial peptide; defense response to bacterium
Cellular component (GO): cytolytic granule
Source: RefSeq, a predicted model, not a curated record